This is a messenger RNA of Macrobrachium nipponense, 17026 nucleotides long. RefSeq names its product E3 ubiquitin-protein ligase UBR4-like (gene poe). The coding region runs from base 238 to 16410 and encodes 5390 amino acids. The record is from RefSeq and is a predicted model, not a curated record. Lineage: Eukaryota; Metazoa; Arthropoda; Malacostraca; Decapoda; Palaemonidae. Gene Ontology annotation, molecular function: protein binding; zinc ion binding. The transcript is spliced from 61 exons.
UGACGAGCUGAUAAGAAAAGUCAGCCUUCAAAAGGAAAGAACAUUUAGUUCCAGUAUUAGUGCUACUAAAAAUGCAUUUUUACAUUUAUCGCAAAAGGAAAUAGCUGUGGUUUAAGGGUAAUAACAUUCUGAUUAUCUCAGCUUCUAAGUCUUGGCAAAAUAAAUACGAAGCAGCCUCGAAUUCUGAAAUAUACUUUAAACUUGUUUUGAUAAGGCCGUGACUAUUUUUGGCCACAGAUGGCAGCACCGUCUGUCGUCUCCUCAGUAAACAGCUGCACAGUCAUGGCGGCUACAAGUGGUGGAGUCGAGUGGAGCCAAAUUGUCAAGCCAAUUUUGGCUGCUUCUUAUGGCUCCGUGAACAAACAGGACUUGCCGGAAUUAGUGAAAGCCAUUGUGAAAAGCAAAGAAGAAAUUCUUCACCAUGAAGACCAGUAUGAACCCUUUUAUGCUGCCUUUUGUGUUCUCGCAGCUGAUUACUUGGCCAGUAAUGCCCAUCAGGUGAGUGUUGGAGGAGUGAGCCAGGCAGUGAGUGCUGCUCGAGUUUUGCUUCAGUUUCUGUCAGGCCGUGUUGGCACGCCACCCACUGCUGUAACAACACCCGUGCCAUCGUCCACAUCAACAUCUCCUUCAGUCACCACAAAUACUACACCUACCUCAACACCCCCAACUACGACUCCCACAAUCACUACAAGUACCGUAACUCCGACCAGCACCAGCACACCAACAGCAAGUAAUGGCGUCACAUCAACGACCACUACCUCUGCACCAUCAACCACAGUCACAACCACCAGCACUGCAAUUUCAUCCGCAGAAGUCAGCAGUGAAAAAGAGAAAAUGAUAUGUGUCCAUGAUAAACAUCUCCUAGCGGGCAUCAAAGCUUUGUGCCGUGGGUCAGGAGCUCUUCACCGUGCUGACCAAGCUUCCUUAACAGCAGCCAUGAAAGCAGCAAAGCUUCCUCCACAUAUCAAGACUGUGACUCCAGGUACUCCUCCCCCUCAAGGAGAGAAGGAAUCUCCCAUAUCCAAAGAAAUGAGGCGAGGGCGAAGUGAUCCUAGUGCCAUUAUUUUAGAACAGCUAGUCUCUCCGUUACAUGACAUUGGUGGCUCAAGGUCACGGCCACCGCAUGCUCCAACACCACCUGCUCAUGCUGACAAAGACACUGAUGGACCCCUCACUGGAGUGUCAGACUCCGGCUUAGAUAUGCGGAAUCUGUUUGCAAGCCGUUGCGUGUCUGCCUUACAAAGCUUAGGAGGAGGGGAACAACUGAUUGAUGUUUGUUUAAAGCUCCCUACCAUAGUGAAGUAUACACAAAGGUACAAAGAACUAUUGGAAGGAAAAGGUCAUGGAUUUCCCACUAACGUAUCGGAAGCACUUGUUGUUAAGGCAGGGUUAACUACUGUUGUUAUGGAAUUGAGCACAGUUUGGAGAAUUAUGUCCCUACCUCUUCUGGAACCUCUUAAUAGCACACGUCUUCAGAAGCUUUCAACAAUAGCAAUGGCCGCUCUGUUGGCCUCUUUAACUGUUGCAGUUGCAACUGCCAUUAUUGCAGUUGCUUCACAAGCCUCAUCAUCGUCUAAGACGCCACCACCACCUCGUGAAGAUGACCUGGACACGGCUGCGCCUGCUAUUGCUGAGAAGGCGCUAGAUUUGUUUAAUGUGAUCCUUAAUGCAGUGCGCUCUUCAACAAGAGCAGGUGGCCACCAUGUUCAAAAUCUUCAGUUGAUGGGAUCAUGGCUAAUAAUGACUGGGCUUCAUCAGCUGAUGCUUAUUGUUUCAUCUACUGUAGCAACUCAAGACAAGAAAGAUGACAAGGGAAGAAGUCCUAGCAAGAAAGAUUCUGCUUCAGCAAGGAUAAACUUGACAAAAGUUCAACAGGGUUUUGGUGUAGUAUGCGUAGCUCUUGCAUCACAAGGCGUAACCCUAAUGACAGGACUUCUUGAAGAUGUGAAAGUUGAAGGUUGGACACCGCCUCGACCUCCAGAGCCUGCUCGUUUAGAUCCUCUGGAAACUUACACGGCUACUGAGCGUUUGGCUCGACUGUUUUCUGCUGUGCCCCUCAAUCAGUUGCUAUUUUAUCUUGCUACUAUAUCAUACAGAAAGGCUUGCAGUUUGAAAAGAACUCACAGAGCAAUGGGAGAGGGGGAUAACUUCAGUAUAUCCGACUCGACAACAUACUAUGAAGACGAUUUUUCAGAAGGUAGUCUUGGAGAAGAAGAUGAUGAUUCUGUUAUUAUUGGUUCGUGGUUCGAAGAGCCCAGCACUCCUGGCGAAGGAGGUGAUGAUCCUACAUCGGCAGCAGCACAGGGUAAUAGUGAUUCUUCUUCCUCUCCGGAUGAUUCCCAAGCAAAGACGCCACACAGACACAAUUCUGAAGUGACAACUAUAGUCCCUGAAAAAGGAGAACCACAUGGGUUCAUCUCCCUGGCUUCACAUAUUUUCUUACUGAUGAACAGUUAUCUUGUUGAAAGUGAGUGUGCAUAUGUUCAGCAGUACGUUCGAGCAGGAUUGGCUGAAACACACAUGGUUGUUCUAGCUGCUAUCAUUCGAGAUCUUGACAGAGAAACGACUAGAUCUGAUUCAGGGAGCUUAACUGGGUAUCUUGGUCCAGUUCUUGGAUCCUUGUACGAUGAAUUUUCAUAUGCAUUGUAUCAGUACACCCAUAAUGUCAUCGCCUCUGGCCUUUUGAGUGAGACACUGCAAAACACCUUGCUUGGGCAACUAGGAGUGUCUCCUUGGACUCCAGAUGGAGACUGGUCUUUGCAAGUCCUUCCCCGGACAUUGACAGUAUUAGCACAGAUUUUGUUGUUGCGCCAGCGCAGAGAUAAAGACGAGUUGAAGUGUGAUUCCGACACUGCCUGUGUACUUAUCUGGCAAAGAGUUAUCUCUACUCUCACCAAAUCUGUUAGUAAUCCACCGGCACCAGAAGCUGAAGUAGAAGAUUUGAAUGUUGAACAUGCUCAGUUGUUGCUGUUCUUAUUCCAUUCAUUGCAACUGAUGCAGAAGAAGAGUGUACUACUAAGUGUAGCAUCAGCUGUGGUAAAUGUGUCUCCUGUCAUUUCAACACCGAUGAGGGACACUCAAGUUCUACAUUUGGCACGGUUACUGCUCAUUUUUGAUUACUUAAUGAAAAAUUUGUAUGAAGCUCCACAAGUUUUGAUUGAACAGGUGCAGUGGAACCUUUUCAAACCAAUUUUACAGUGUGAAAAUCAGUCAUUGGGCAAAGAUUCUAGCUCUGGAUCAGGAGGAAAAAUGUACCAUGUAUGGCGUGAUUUGGAAGAAAAUUAUCGCAAGAAUUAUUCUCAUGAAGAUUAUGCCAUUCGACCUAGAUUCUAUACAUUAACACCAGCUGAAACUAAUACCCAGGAUACUCCCAAGUUGGAUGGUUUGGUAAGGCUAGCCACGGCCUGCAGUUUCAUUUUAGCUACACCUGACACAUUGAAGUACAGUACUUUGUAUGACACUUUAGUGAAUCUUCUGAAUGUUGGAUGCCAGACUGACCCAUCACUUCGUCAUGCAAAUGAUCCUCAGUUAACAUAUUUGGGACUCUGUGGGGUGCAGUAUGCCUUUUCUUUGGCUUAUCGCCUUCUUUUGACCAUGCCUCCCUCUGUUUCUGCAUUGGAAGCAAUGUCUACCAGUGAAACUAAACUAGAAGGUUCCCACUUACUGCAUGCCCUCCUAUGGGGACCACGAGCAUCGCACAAGAUUUUCAAUGGUUGGAUCAAGGAUGGCUUGGUUCGACAGAGUUUAACUACGCAGAAAGCUGAUGCUUUAUUGAAGUCAGUGGCUAAAUCAAUGUGUAAUGUAAAGCAUGACUUAAAAGUUGCCAAUCAGCUUUUGUCUUCGUUGCUGAGCAAGGGGUACAACAACAUGUCAAGCUUUUUAAUGACCACCUGGGAACAGCUGCCAGCAUUCUCUGAUCUUUACAUGCUAGAUACAGUUCUGGCUCGACUUCAGGUAACACUGGAUGAGGCCUGCCACAAAGGAGAUAUUGAUUUACGUUCAUCUGAUGGAGGAGAUCUCCUGCGAGCUUUAGAUAUCACUCCAGAUCAAAUUCCAAUAUCAGGCUUGCUGACAUUAACUGAAGCACUUGCUCAUGCAACAAGGUGGAGUCUUUUACAGCAGAUGAAUGGAGUCCUGGAAGAGGUAAGCAGGUUAUCACCUGAGGAACUAGAAGCUUACUGCAUUGUGCUAUCUGUAUCUGGUAAUCAGGUUACUAGAGCUGGUCCCCACCCACCUUGCCUAUCAAAGGUUUCUUUGCCUGCACCAUUGAAAACGGCUCUUGACAACUGGAAUUCGAACACAAUGACAGAUUUUCCAGCCAAUCAUGCAUGGAGGAACAGUAUGAGUAGUGAUGUCCUGCCUGGAGAAACGUACGUGUCAGGUGUUGUUAUGGGCCACAUAUCCACCUUGUCUGCUCAGCCAUCUUUCAGCAUUAACUUGGCUCUCAAACAUGUUAUGCACACAUUAGUUACAUUUGUAACAGAUUUGGCAAGCUGGUGUGGUGACGAUGAUAAAAACGGAGGAGUUUUGACCAAUACAUUGAUCAGUUUGGCUGUAGAUGCCACAUGUGAUCAUGUUUCGGAGUCUGUCUCUACAGCCUUGGAUAGAUUGAUGCCUACUCCUGAGGGUGGUGAUUCCUCUACUUCACCAGAUCCUUUCCAGAUUACACUGUAUACUCAUCUCUUGUACAGAGUAGAGUCUUUGUUGCAGUCUACAGCCAUAUGUGAGGGUGUACUGGAUGAUCAAAUUUUGGAAGGCUGUACAACAUUCCUAGAAGAACUACUGGAAGUGCCUGCAGGGAAGCUGGCAUUAGACAGAGUGCUUGCAGAGUCACAUUUUGUGUCGGCUCUUUUGAGUCCCCCUUUAACUGGAGAUACAUCUUCUGCAACAUUGCCAAUCCAUAUAGUCAAAUUUUUCAUAAGAGUUUUCCAGCUAGCGGAGAAAAAUCCUACAGAUCACACUUUAGCAUCUGUGUGCAGCCGUAUUUCUGUUGGAUCGUGGCUAGAGUCAGGCAUGUUGCAAGGCUGGCUCUCUACUAAUCUUCUGACCACAACUCCUACAGAAGGUGAAGGAACUCCUAAUAGCUGGCAGCUUCUUCGAACACUAACAGCUUACAUAAUAACACAAGACACUCAGUAUGCCGAGGAAGUAGCUCAUGGGCUGUUGCGAUCCCUUGUGCCCCUUGGCUCAUCUUUAGUAUCGACAGGAUCUGAAGGAUUAGCGAGUAUGACUCAUCUGCUCUCUGUCAUGUCAUCAUUAGCAAGUGCAGGCUCUGGCACGGGACAUGUAACGCUUUUCAGAGCUGCAACUUCUUGGGUAACCCAGUGUAAGCAACACUUAAUUGGAGAAAAGGAUAAAGGACUUUUGGAAGCCAUGUGUCACUUGCUCUCUUAUGUUAGCGAUGUUGUUGCUGCACUGAAGGUCAGCAGUGAACGCUGGGCUGUCGCUUACCGUAGUGGCAUGACCUCCCCACCAUAUGAACUUGACCUUACAGCCGAUACAGAUUCAGAUUGGGUCGAUGAUCUCACUCAAGAAGAUGAAGAUAGUGCUGGCGAAGAUUCUGAUGAAGAUAGUAUGUGCAACAAGUUAUGCACCUUUACAGUCACCCAAAAGGAAUUCAUGCACCAGCAUUGGUACCACUGUCACACCUGUCGCAUGGUUGAUGGUGUUGGGGUAUGUACCGUGUGCGCCAGAGUGUGUCAUCGCGGUCAUGAUGUGACCUAUGCUAAGUAUGGAGCCUUCUUCUGUGACUGUGGUGCUAAGGAAGAUGGAUCUUGUCAGGCUUUAGUUAAACGCAGCCCUGCAUCAUAUGAGGAUGGUGUUGGCUCCUCCAGUGGCCCAGCAGCCUUUGGAGUUGAGCCCCUCCUCCCAUCAUCUCUUCGAAGGCGCCCUUCGUCUCCUUCUCAAGGCAUUCAGGAUAAGCAUCGAGAUGAUACACACAAGCAAAGGCAAGCUCUUGCAAAGAAGCUUGAAAAUGUUCGAGAUUUACUGGUGGGUGAGGUGAGCGGCAGUGAACUGGCAGCUACUGUUCUUGAUCUCCUGUCUGAAUUACUUCCGACUGUUCAAGAAAGUGCGGCAGAGUCAUGCUCUGUUGGAUCUUACCAGCGUGCACUGGCAGCCCUGAAUCAGGUUCACACCAAUGCAAAGGCUAUUGAGUCAUCAGAACAGUUAAUGGUUGCCACCCUUGGAUCUCAAGAAGGGGCUUUUGAAAAUGUGCGACUCAACUAUUCAGGUGAACAAGGGCAGACAAUACGCCAGCUAGUGUCUGCUCACAUGAUACGUCGUGUAGCAAUGUGUUGUCUGGCAUCACCAGGAGGUAAAAGGCAGCAUUUGGCUGUCUCUCAUGAGAAAGGAAAAAUAACAGUUCUUCAGCUUUCUUCCCUCUUGAAGCAACAUGAUUCUGCCAAGAAAAAGCUAACACUGACGAGGCUUUCCUCAGCUCCUGUGCCCUUCACUGUGCUGUCCAUCACUGCCAACCCAGCAAAUGAUGAUUUCUUAGCUGUUUGUGGACUCAAAGAUUGCCAUGUAUUAACAUUCGCAAGUGCAGGAAGUGUAUCUGAUCACCUUGUUCUACAUCCUCAACUGGAGUCUGGAAAUUACAUAAUACGUGCUGUGUGGUUACCAGGGCAACAGACACAACUUGCCCUAGUCACUGCAGAGUUUGUCAAAAUCUAUGAUCUCAGUAUAGAUUCCCUUUCACCUCAGUAUUAUUUCCCCUUACCAUCUGGGAAAAUUAAGGAUGCUUGCUUCAUCAGCACUCGCGAUGAUGGAUGUUAUCUUGUAGCUAUGGCAUCUUCUGGCUACAUCUAUUACCAGGUACUGAGUGACGAAAGUUCUGCCCAGCAUGGACCUUUUUAUGUUACUAAUGUGCUACAGGUUCAGCAUCCUGAUCUUAAGGACUCAAAUGGGCAAAUUGGGGGAGGUGGUGUGUCUGUUUAUUAUUCACAUACACUUCAGCUGUUAUGCUUCAGUUAUUCCCAAGGAAAGAGCUUUAUUGCACCUCUUGUGUCUCUGAGUGAAAACGACAAGGUUGAAAAACUGUUUCCUGUUAGUGUCAAAGGAGGAAAUGGGUCAGGUGGAGGAAGUAGCAGCAGCAGCAGUAGCAGCAGCAGCAGCAGUAGUAGUAACAACAGCAGUAGUGGUGGAAGUGGUGGGAAGGUUACUCCUCAGCCACUUUGUCAGUGGGGUGAAGUCACAGGCCACCCUGGCUUGAUCACCUGCCUGACGCAGUCGAGCAACAAUCCAGUAAUAAUAAUGGUGAAACCUGACCAAAUAUUGGUUCAAGAAAUACGAGUAUUACCUGCCAAGAGCAAAAUGACUGAUUUGGUAGCACUUAGACACUCUUUGUCUCCCAAUCACGAAGCAAAAACGACCUUGAUUUUAUUGUGUGAGGAUGGAUCACUUAGAAUCUACAAUGCCAACCCACAGACCACAGACUUCUGGCUGUCACCCCAGAUGCAAAGUGUUAGUGCCAUAUCAUCAUUAAGGCCAUCAAGGAAGAAGAAAGCACCAAAAUUGGGAAGGCCAUCAGGGUCUGUUGUGUUCCCUGUGGACUUCUUCGAACACUGUUCUGUUAUGAAUGACAUUGAGUAUGGAGGCAAUGACCUCUUACAAGUAUACAAUGUACAACAACUUAAGAACCGACUCAACAGCCAAGGUAUGUAUGUUGCAUCAACCAAGCCUGGUGGGUUCCAGCUUGAAGCUACCAAUAAUGAUUCCACACUUGUUAUAUGUGGUAUAAGGGUAGCUGUAGGAGCUGUUGAUACGCAACGAGUUCCUGCUUAUUUAGAGGUAUUUGGUCGAAGUGUGUCUAUUUCUGCAACCAGGAGCAGAUGGUUUGAUGUUCCUUUAACACGAGAGGAAUCUUUACAAGCAGACAAGCGUAUAGUAAUAACUUUUGGUCCAUCUGCUGAUUCAUCUAAUGUCACAAUUGUGGAUUCUGUAAAAAUUUAUGGUAAAACAAAGGAUGAUUUUGGCUGGCCAGAAGAACCUGAAGAUUUCCCGACAACUGUAAGUGGAACAGGGUCAAGUGGGACCACAGGAAAUGCAAGUGAGUCCUCAGCAACAGGAAGUUCCUCAGCAAGUACCCCACUUCCCCUGACAGCAAUUGAUCGUCUUGUUUCAGCUGCUCUGGAAACUUUAGAUGGAUGCUUUGUUGCAACACCUGCAGAAAAAAUUGUAGCUCGAGCUGGUGCUCUAGAGUUGGCUACAAAACUACUGAAUCUUCCAUUACCACCUACUGUACAGCAUCACACCAGGACACUUCUAGCAUCCUUACAUCAGAGCCGAGUAGCCUAUCAUAAUCAUAAGGAUGGAGCUCAACUGGCCAGUGUGGUUGAGGCCCUUACAGCCUUGCGAAGGGUAACAGAUCCCAAACAGCUUGACUGUGAAGCUUAUCAUCGACUAGUAGUAACUGCAAGAAAUGUUGCUGUGGCAAGACCUCACAACCUGAUCAAGUACACAGAAAAAUUGUCAGCAUGUGAUAUAACAAUGAUACAGCCAGAUGAGGAAACUAAGAAGUCAGAUGAUUCAUCAUCGUUUGUAUCCAAAACUGAGGCAGAUUUGUCUCUUUCAAAAAAAUCUGAUGGGGACUCUACCCUGAGCAAAGCAUCAGACACCACAUCAGAUUCUGAAGCUACCUUGGAAGGUGGAGACACUAAUGGCAAUGACAUAUCUAGUGAUGACAAUCACUUUUUAGCUCAGCUGAUGAAUGUUUUCUGGUCUCUUCACAGUGCCAAACCGGCCAAUGUUUUCUUGACAACUGUUUGCCAUCCAGGACUGACUCAUGUGGAGGCCACUGUCCAAGCAGUAGUGGAAAUUAUUCAUGCCUACACUGUGUGUUCAUUGUCAGCUGUGCCCCUUGCUGUACGUUUAUACACAGAGCUGCUGUUGUGCACUGAUACUUCCGUAAGCUUUGGAGCUAAACAAGCCUUGAUAAGAGUCUUGAGGCCACAUCACAAAAGGCGAAAAGUGUUCAUCCCAAGCCCUCCAAGAUGUUCAACUCCUGGUGAGUACACAUCUGGAGUUGUAGAUGAAACUGAUAAGACCACUCCAGCUCCUCAAGAACCUGCUGGUGCUGCAUUAGUUGAACCUCCGUUUGAAGGUGCAGAGGCUGCGGAUCCCAUAGCAGAUGCAGGAAGUGGUGGUGAAGGGCUUGAAGGUCUUGGAGUACUUGGUGGAGGUGGAGGAAGCUUAGCCUUGAGGGGAGCUCUGAUGGGUGGUAUGUUGGAUCUGCCUGCUGAUGAUGAUGAUGCUAUGGUUGAGUUAGCCAUUGCUCUCUCAUUACAUGAUGAACAAGGCCAGGCACCUGCAGAUUUGGGCAACUUACAUCCUGGACUACAAGGACUCGUUGGAGGUCUCCCAGGAUUACAUCGUCUUCAAGGUCUUAGUGGCCAAGUUCUACAAAGCCUUCAGGUACUAGCUGCUGGUGGUAUACCUGGUGGUGGGCCGCAAGCUAAUGCUCAAGAAGUGCAACAGGAUGGUGUUGAGGAACAAGAAGGUGGUGAUGGUGAGGUUGGGGAUGGACAGGAAAAUGGCCAUUACUCUGAUACAACAGCAUCAGCAAAUGGAUCAGACGAUGAUGAUGGCGAUGGUUCAACAGCUGCUACAGAUGGGUCAAAUUUGAGAGCUUCACCUGCUGAACAUGCUGGAAGUGCUGGUAGUGAGUCAGGAGGCUCAGUUGUUGAAAGUCUGGGAGGAGAACAUAAUGUAUCUGGAAGAAGCUCUGCCUAUGGAGAUGCAGGUCAAGAUUCUGGGCCAACUACCCUACGAGAAGGUGCAUCAGCCCUGUCUGCCAAUCUGCAAGGUGAAUUGGUAGAGGAGGAAUUACCCGAAGGUGGUGUUGGUUUACACACACUUCGUUUAGCCCUUUUGGAUGCUUUAGUCCAGCGAAUUCCUUCAUUAUCAGCUGUUGGAGGAGUCACAACCAUACCAUUUUUCCAGGUUCUUCUAAUGUUAACAUCUGACCUUGAUGGCACAGAUACUCGAGAUCGAACUAGUCUUGAUGCUGUUCUUGAUGCUUUAGUUACUCAGUUGAACAUGAGCAGUAUUGAUGUUUCAACUGUGUCAGAACGCACAGCUGGCAAGGAAGUUCAGUUGGUGGUUAUGAGACUUCUAAGUGUCAUGAUGUCUCGUAGCAAAUCUGGAGCUCGGCCGAGUGGAGAUAGCUCCAGCGUCAUUCCACAGGCAACUGCUAGUUGUCUUGUUCGGUCUGGAGCCAUGGAUCAUUGCCUUUCUCUUCUUAAAGCAUUGUUAGAUUACUGGCGUGCUGCUUCAAAAGAACAAGGAGGCACAGUCAUAGGUGCAGGGUUACUGAAACCACGUCCAUUAUCAUUGCCUCCAGAUAUGUCACCAUUUUUCUUGAGGCAGUAUGUUAAGGGUCAUGCCCAUGAUGUCUUUGCUGCAUUCCCACAUUUACUGACAGAGAUGAUUCUUCGUUUACCAUACCAGAUGAAAAAACUAGGUGAAGGUGGGCAGUUUGAGCCAGCUUGGUCUCACUACCUUUGUGAGUACAUGAUGACACAGCAGACUCCUGUAGUUAGACGUCAAGUUAGGAAACUGCUUCUCUUCAUCUGUGGUCAUAAAGACCGCUACCGUCAAAUGAGAGACAUGCAUGCCCUUGACUAUCACAUAAAAGAUGUGAAAGUUCUAUGUGCUCAGGGUGGAUUCAGCUUUUCAGGAGCUGCAGCUGUUGUCCCCAUUGCUUUACCCUAUGAUUCUCUGAUACAGUUGAUAGAACAUCUCAAGUCAUGUGUGGACGUUGCAUCAUCACGUACACCCAACUGGCAAAAGUACUGCUUAAAGGAUGAAAGUGUCCUAGGAUUUUUAAUGGAAGUUUCUUGUCUUUUAGAGGAAGGAGUUGCCCCCACAGUCCUACAGUUACUGCAGGCUGCUCUGUGCCCCACAUCCAAAAAUACUGAAAGUUCUUCUAAAGGUUCAGGAAGCACCAAGAGAGCAUCAAGCGAAGACAGUGAAGGUGAGAGUCGAGGUGAGGAGGCUCAUUGUGCUGCAUUGGUAGCCCAGAUCAACAGAUAUUUGGAUCGGAAUCGAAUCAGCCAGUUUGUUCGAACUUUCUUGUUGGAGUCUAAUUCAACUGGAGUGCGUUGGCAGGCCCAUUCACUUAUCCUAGCUUUGUACAGACAUUCCCCAUCAAGAGAUCAAGAUGCCCUUUUGACACUCAUGUGGUCAUUGUGGCCCCACCUCCCGGCAUACGGACGAAAAGCUGCACAAUUUGUAGAUCUUUUAGGCUAUUUCUCUCUCAAAACACAACAGUGUGAGAAGAAGGUCAUAGAGUACAUUAAUCGUGCUGUUACUGUUCUUCGCACUCAAUCACAGUUAUUAGCAAAUCAUCCUAAUGCUAAUUUGUACAACUCUUUGGCAUCAUUAGUUGAAUUUGAUGGCUAUUAUUUAGAGUCUGAACCUUGUCUUGUGUGUAAUAAUCCAGAAGUUCCUUUCACUAGUGUUAAAUUAUCUACAGUCAAAGUAGAUUCCCGAUUUACAACCACUACACAGUUAGUAAAGUUAGUUGGGAGUCACAUGAUCAGCCGGUUAACUCUAAGAAUCGCUGACCUGAAGCGCACUAAAAUGGUACGUACUCUCAAUGUAUUUUAUAACAAUCGCUCAGUGCAAGCUGUUGUUGAGUUGAAGAAUAAGCCUGCAAUGUGGCACAGAGCCAAAAAAGUAACACUAUCUGCUGGGCAGAUUGAAGUGAAAAUAGAUUUCCCACUACCCAUUAUUGCUUGCAAUCUCAUGUUUGAGUACACUGACUUUUAUGAAAAUCUUCAAGCCUCCACUGAAACCCUUCAAUGUCCAAGAUGUUCUGCAGCUGUUCCAGCAUCACCUGGUGUUUGUGCAAAUUGUGGAGAAAAUGUUUAUCAGUGCCACAAGUGUAGAGCUAUUAACUAUGAUGAGAAAGAUCCAUUCCUCUGUAAUGCCUGUGGAUAUUGCAAAUAUGCCAAGUUUGACUACACCCUACAAUGUCGUCCAUGCUGUGCAGUGGAUCCUAUAGAAAAUGAAGAUGACAGGAAAAAGGCUGUCCUUAACAUCAAUACAUUGCUUGAAAAAGCCGACAGAUCAUACAAACAGUUACAAGCAUAUAAGCCAACCUUAGAGUUACUGUUAGUUCGUAUCAGUGAACAGGGAGCUGCAAGAAGUGCAGAGGAAGGUACUUCAGGGGGAACUCAGGUUAACAGGGCAAUUCAACAGCUUGCCCAGAAAUAUUGUGGUGAUUGUAAGAAUGCUUUUGAUGACUUAUCCAAAGUUAUUCAGCGUGUUCAGGCAUCAAGGCGGGAAUUAGUCACCUUUGAUAGGUCUCAGAAGGAAGGCGGAAAGAAAAGUGUAAUAUCACCAAUGAGUCGUGGAAAUAUUGUUCACACCAACAGUGAUGAAAUCCCAACCACUCCUGGUCGUUGUUAUGGCUGUGCUGCAUCAGCAACGGAACAUUGUAUCACUCUGCUGCGAGCCCUAGCUACCAAUCCCACUCUAAGGGCUUCUCUUUGUCAGCAUGGUUUGAUUAAUGAUCUUCUGGAGUAUAAUCUUCGACGUGGUACUGUCCAGGUUCGAAGUGAAGUUAGACAACUAUUGUGCUUGCUUACUAAAGAUGAUCUUUCUGCUACUCAGGAACUUAAUCGUCUGAUUAUGGAAAAAAUAAGUAUGGCUCUGAGUUCUUAUGUUACAUCACCUGACUUGGCAGCUGCUGUUAGACAUGAGAUGGGGUUACUAGCGGCAUCAGCCCAGAAAGAAGAUUCGUGUUGGGAAUAUAGAUUAAGGUGUGUUGUUCAAUUGUUCUUAAUGGCUGGAGGCUCAAAUGCUUCUCCAACAGUUAUGGAACACAUUACACUUCCUUGUUUACGUAUUCUUCAAGGUGUUAUGAGACCGCCUACUCCACCACCACCAAGAAAGAGUAGAGAGAAGACACCAACCAGUGCUGCAGCAGUAGCUGUUAAUGCAGCUGCUUCCACUCCAGCUGUGUCUGCAACAGAUUUAAUGGCUUCGUAUCAAGGUGGUUCCAAAGUUGGAGUUGAUGUUAGCAAGUGGCUUAGUGGUGAUAAUGAUCAUUCAUAUGAUGCAUGGAAAAAGCGUUCUGCCAAAAAGUCUCAGGAAUUGGCUGUCAGCAAAAUGAAGAAGGAUGAAGUUCAUGAACGUUACCUGAUAGAGAAGUAUGGUUGUCGCUGGUUGGCCCAUACUAUCAGACGACAAUAUGACUUGAAGAUGCAGGAUUCAUCUUGGUUACGACGGGUCCUUUUCAAUCCAUCGUCUCGUAUGGCACGUCAGGUUACGGCUCAGAUGGUGGAAUCUCUGUGUACCUCAGUACACAGAAAGCGAGAGAUUUUGGACAUGUUGACCACCUUCCUUCCAGAAAUUGGAAAGGCUGGAGAAAGUGCUGGGGAAUUCGUCACUCUUUAUCAAAGUUUGAUUUUGGGCUCUCAUUGGAAAUACUACUUGGCUCUGAAGGGUGUAUUGCCCACUAUUGCUAGUCUAAUUACUGCAGAAAUCCAGUUACUUACUACUUUGGAAGAGACUACCCUUACAACAGACCUCAGUCAGGGUUAUGCUUUGAAAGUGCUGACAGAACUUUUGUCUCAGUUUAUUGAUGUAGAUGCUAUAAAGAGUGUGUACAAAGGACGUCUUGUAGGCACAGUCCUUAGUGGUUACCUCUCUCUACGGAAACUUGUUGUUCAGCGAACCAAGCUUAUUGAUGACACACAAGAUAAAUUUUUAGAGUUACUUGAAGAUAUGACUUCUGGAACAGAGGCUGAAACAAAGGAGUUCAUGGCUGUUUGUGUAGAAACCUUAAAGCAAUACCCACCUGAUGACCUUCGUACUCCAGUCUUCAUAUAUGAGAGGUUAUGCUCGAUCAUUUACCCAGAAGAAAAUGACGUUGGGGAGUUUCUUCUUACACUUGAAAAAGAUCCACAGCAAGAGGACUUCUUGCAGGGACGUAUGGUUGGUAAUCCUUACAGCAGCAUGGAUCAAGGUCUUGGACCAUUAAUGAGAGAUGUCAAAAACAAGAUAUGUCAAGAUUGUGAGCUAGUUGCCCUUCUGGAGGAUGAUAAUGGCAUGGAGUUGUUAGUUUGCAAUAAGAUCAUCUCCCUUGAUCUUCCUGUUAAAGAAGUUUACAAGAAAGUGUGGUUGGCUGAGAACAGUGAAAGUGAUGCCAUGAGAAUUGUUUAUCGCAUGAGAGGUCUCCUUGGUGAUGCUACUGAAGAGUUUGUGGAAACACUAGACAAGAAGAAAGAAGAAAAUGUGGAUAAUGAACAAGUAUACCGAAUGGCUGGAGUAAUGUGUCAGUGUGGAGGAUUAGAGGUGAUGCUGGAAUGUUUGCAAAGAAUAAGUGAUCUUUCCUAUGCACGAGCAUUAGUUACAGUGUUGCUUAAACUCUUCCAGUACUGUGUUAAAGUGCGUGUCAAUAGAGAACGCCUCAUGGUUCCAUCCCUUAAUGCUAUUUCUACCUUGUUAUACACGUUAAAACAGUGCCUAGCGGCAGAACCAGAAGUUGUUGCUGGUCCUCCAGGGGGAGCCUCUCUUACUGAACAGCUGUUGCAAGUCUUGGAAGCUGUGUUAGUUGAAGGCUCUUCUAUGCCAGCUGCAUCUUACACAGAAUUUGUGGAAACUUGUGGAACUCUUGAAGACAUUCACCUUCUUCUGAAUUAUGUUGCUACGAUAUCCCGCACUAAUGCACAAGUUCGCCAGCGAUUGCUACGUGUGUUACCUUUCCUGGUCUUCUGUCACAAAGAGAAAAUGGAACUCUUAGUAGGGCACUUCCGCCCAGUAUUGGACUUUGAGAAGUUUGAUGCAGAACACACUCAAGAAGAUGCGGCUAAAAUGGAGUCAUUCUGUGUUUUCUGUGAUGGUAUCGAACGAAAUGAGAAUGGUAAUCAACUGAAAGAUAUGAUUGUUCGUGCAAACAUAGUAAAGGAAGCAUUAACAUAUAUUGAAACACACAUACCUGUAAGCAACAAGUUAGUGGUUGUGUGUAACGACGAGUGGAAAGAGUUCUUAAGUCGACCAUCUCUCAAAUACAUUUUGAGGCUCUUAACAGGGCUAGCAACCAAACAUAAGGGAACACAGCAGGCCUUUGGAUCGACAUGCAUCCCAGCAAUCCAUCGCCUAGAACAGAUAUCCUCUGAUGAACAUGUAGGCUCUGUAGCUGAAAAUCUACUUGAAGCUCUGAGAGAUGAUCCAAACAUUGCAUCCCAGAUUCAAGAAGUGCGGCGCCAAACCAGGCAGGAGAAAAAGAGGCUUGCCAUGGAAACUCGUAAAAAGGAGCUGAAUCGCUUAGGUCUCAGGGCUAAUGAUAAAGAACAGAUUACAUCUCAGUCAACAUUAUUAUCUCAGAUGGGAGAAAUAGCAGAGGAAUCUGGAUUGGUUUGUGCUAUAUGCCUUGAAGGAUAUCGUUGUCAACCUCAGAAAGUGUUGGCUGUGUAUACAUUCAGUAAACGUUGUGUAGUGGAUGAAUUUGAAAACAAACCUCACAAGACCUUAGGUUAUUGCACUGUAUCACAUUUUAAUGUGGUACAUGUGGAUUGUCACCUUGCUGCUGUUAGGUUAUCUAGGCCACGUGAAGAAUGGGAGUGCGCAGCACUUCACAAUGCAAAUACCCGAGCCAAUGGUCUAUUGCCUUUAUGGGGCCCUCAGGUUCCAGAGUCUGCUUUUGCAUCAUGCCUGGCACGUCAUAACACAUACCUUCAAGAAUGUACCACCCACAGAGAUAUCAGUUACUCCUCAACAUUACAUGACUUGAAGUUAUUACUUCUGAGGUUUGCAAAUGAGAAAUCCUUCAGCGAUGACACAGGCGGUGGUGGACGGCAGUCUAACAUGAAUCUGAUUCCUUAUAUCUUGCACAUGGCUCUUUAUGUGAUAAACACUACACGUGCUGGAAGUAGGGAAGAGAAGAAACUUACAACAUUCUUGGAAGCUGGUAGAGAAAGAUGGGUUGAGGUAGCAUAUGAAGCAGAAGGGGUCUUCUAUAUGGGUGUAUUGGCACUAGCAGUAUAUUCCCCAUCAAAAUGGACAUCCAUGAAAGUGUCUUAUCUUCAGCGUCUUUUGGUCGUUGCUCAUGCCCGCACUGUGGCUCCUCAUCCUCCUCCUGGAAAUAAGAUUACUGACAAAGCAACCAAAGACUGGGCUGUGUACAAACAUGCUGCAAUAUUCUGGGCUCUUGUUGAUGGAAUAUACAACACUUUCUUUAAAAAAACCAGUUCAGAAGGUGAAUGGAGUUCAACUGUGGCAGAAUUCAUCAGACAUAAUGACCAAGUGUUAGUUGAGGCAUCUUCAAAACUUUUAACAAAUUACCAAGAAGAACUUCUUCCAAUAUCAUCUUUCAUGGAAUUCUGUGAUGUUGUAGGUCUCCUAGGAGAAAUUGAAAACCCAGAUGAUUUCUUGACAGAGUUAUUGCAAAGUUUGCCUUAAUUCUGCUCAGUGAUUACGGAAAUUCAAGUUUGAUGCGACAGGUCAAUAACCUACCUGAGAAAAGGAAUUUAUUUAGUUCAUGUACUAGUCCUUUGGGAUAUAAACUUAUUAGCUCACACAUAUGUGUAAUUUUGUUUUCUCGUGUCAUUCAUUUAGAAUGUGUAAUAUUAUGUAGCAGUUUACAUGAAAAAUUUCCCUUUCAAAGGUUCCGAGUUUUUGAAUUCCUUCUAACCUAUACUAAUCCAAUUUGUAGCAAUUUUUAGGAACAGCUUCCUUGAAUCUUGGUUUUCAGUAUAGUAAAGCCUUAAAAGUAUUCUUCAUGCAAUUCUGCCUUUAGAAUCCACUGCAUCAAGAUAUUAGUAAAUUUCUCUUCACAGGGAUCCAGUCUUUGUGGCUGUGCUGUAGUCAACAUUGUAUUUUGUAAUCAUAUCAAGUCAAAACGUUUAAAUGUUGUUGCUAAGUAAUUACUAUUUAUAUUUGUCAUAACUACUAUUUAUACUAUACAGGUAUAUGGUAUUGUUGCUUAAGUUUAUGAUUUGUUUUAUUACUUUAAAAUCCAGGUGUAAUUUGUUUAAUGCUUCAUGCUCUGUAAUUGAUUAAACAUUGCACAAACUUU